AUGUUGCUCAAAAAGACAACCGAGGAAGCUCAUCCGCUUGAUCCUCUAUCCCCCUCUGAAAUAUCAUCUGUAGCAAAAGUCCUCCGCGCAACAUUCCCCAGCAACAAAGUCAUCUUCCGGGUCAUAACACUAGCCGAGCCCCCCAAAGCGCUCUUGGUCCCCUACCUCUCUGCAGAGCGCGCCAACCUCCCCCGGCCAGUCGUCCCGCGAAAGGCGUUCUGCCAAUACUACCUCGACGACCGCCAGCAGUUCCACCAGCUCGAGAUCGAUAUCGCUACCAAGGAGCUUUCGGCCCGGGAAGCACUGCCGGGGAAACACUCGUACACAGAUGCGGAAGAGGGCGUUAGAGCCGAAGCGGCGUGUCUUGCGGAUUUGAAGGUGCAGGAUGCGAUCAAACAGCUCGAUCUGCCUGAAAAUGCCGUUAUUGUGGUGGAGCCGUGGACGUAUGCACCGGAUGGGCUGGAGGACAUGUCGCAGCGCAUCAUCAUGUGCUACAUCCAUAUGCGCUUGUCCAGUCAUAAGGAUGCAAACCAUUUCGCGUAUCCUCUGGACAUAUGCGCGCAGAUGAAUAGCGACUACAAGGUUACCAAGGUAUUCGCUCUCCCCGGGGCAGAGAGCGGCCGGAUGGUGGAAUGGGAUGGCACGGGGAAGAAGUUUGACCGCAGGAAAAUCCACGCUGGGAGCGAAUAUCAUCCGGACUUGCAGACGGAGCGACGAGAAACAACGACGCCGUAUCAGGUGGUACAGCCAGACGGACCUUCCUUUGAUAUUGAAGGAAAUCUGAUACGUUGGGAGAAAUGGAGAUUGAGAGUCGGAUUCAACUAUCGCGAGGGUCUUACUAUCCACGAUGUUUCGUAUGAUGGGAGGGAGGUAUUUUACAGGCUCUCUCUCUCCGAGAUGUUUGUCCCCUAUGGUGAUAGUAGAAGUCCAUAUCCCCGCAAAGCUGCCUUCGACCUAGGUAACAACGGAGCGGGAGUCAACGCCAACAACUUGCAGCUAGGAUGUGAUUGUCUUGGAAGCAUCAAGUAUUUCGACGCCUACCACAAUACGCUGUCGGGCGAACCGUUAAAACUGUCAAACGUAGUCUGCUGCCACGAGCAAGACGACGGUAUCCUAUGGAAACAUACCAAUUUCCGAACCAACAACGCGGUUGUAACUCGAUCUCGAAUCCUCGUCCUCCAAACCGUCAUAACGGUCAACAACUACGAGUACAUAUUCGCCUUCCACUUCAACCAAGCCGCCGAGAUCAGCUACGAAGUCCGCGCCACUGGAAUCAUGAGCACAAACCCCAUACCCAUCUACGCCCACGUGCAAUCCGGCACAGUCGUUGCCCCUGGCGUCCUCGCACCAUUCCACCAGCAUCUCUUCAGCCUCCGCAUCGACCCGUCCAUCGACGGCCACAAAAAUUCCCUACUAGUCGAAGAAUCCCACGCGCUGCCCUUCCGCGACCCCACCGUCCACAACCCCGCGGGCAUCGGCUACACAACGACGAAACGCAUCAUCGAGCACGAGACGGCGCUCGACACGGACGUCUCCACGGCGCGCACCUUCAAGCUCAUCAACGAGAAUAUCCUCAACGCCAUGAGCGGCACGCCCAUCGGCUACAAGCUCGUGCCGCACUACUCGCAGAUGCUGCUCGCGCACGCGGACUCGCUG
Molecule: messenger RNA, 1656 nt
Organism: Lachnellula hyalina
Lineage: Eukaryota; Fungi; Ascomycota; Leotiomycetes; Helotiales; Lachnaceae
Product: Copper amine oxidase
Exons: 5
Biological process (GO): amine metabolic process
Molecular function (GO): copper ion binding; primary methylamine oxidase activity; quinone binding
Source: RefSeq, a predicted model, not a curated record